UGGCUUUGCAAGAAGCCGAGAGUGCGGUUUAAUCAGAUGUUGUUUUGAGUUGUGAUAUAAUUAGACAUUUGUUGUGUUUCAGUUUCAGCUGGAGCUAGGACUUGUAGAGUGAUUCUGAUUUUGAACGUGGUUUUCGGAAGUUUUGAGGAUAAAGUACUGAGCAAUGGACUACCCUAUACAAGAAAGUGGCCUGUACAAUCAUUUUCCAAACAUUGUGGGAAUAAUUUUCAAUAACUGGACUGCCAUAAAGCUUGCUGUGGAACAUGGGAUGGCUGGUCCUCCAGCAAUCACUCAACAAAAGCUUAUUGCUACGGUUGAAGCUGCAUCUCAACUUCUGUCCUCAGGUAAAGCGGACUGGUGCAAUUUGUCCGAUUUGCUAACUGAUAUAAUGGACUCAGAGUUCUCCACUGUGCUCGAAGACGACUCUAGCGAUGAAGUCGCAUCACACCUCUGUGAACUGUACCAGAUGUUCUCCUCUGGAGAUGUACAGAGCUUGAUGUUGGCCCUGGAGUCACUGCCUUGUAAGACACCGAUACAUCUCGGCCCACCUCCCGUGCAGCGGCCCUCGCCUCCUCCUCAGGAAAGCAGUCCAGAGGAAGAAGAGAGGGAAACUCCCCAAGAAGAUGGCUGGACGUUAGUGAAGAGAAAGUAGUGUUAGCGUGUAUAUAUAUAUAAAAAAACUUUAAUAACAAGUUAUUUUAUUGUUAUUUUGGUAAGUGAUUGUUGAAAUGCGAAACAAAAGUUUACACAAUGUAUCAUGUUAUUUGAUACAAUCAUGUUAAUUUAAUGAUGUUAUUAAUUUAUGGCUGUCCCUUUAGGUUAUUCAGUUGUUUUUUUUUUUUUCAAAUUAUUUCGUAGUAAUCUUUUGUUUGAUUUCAAGAUGUGUAUUUCUAAUGUUUAGCAAAACUUGAGGAGUUAGAGACAUUAACAGAGUUUAAGGUGAUACAACCACUAAAAUACCAUUGAUUCUGUGUAAUUGAGAAAAGAUAUCGAUUUUUUUAUCAUAUAGUAUAUUAGUAAAAAGACGUACAGUAAAUCGUUAAGCAACUGUUACUGUUUUAAAAUAUAUGUAAAUUACAUACAUGUAAGUGAAAAUCUUAGCAUAGUAGUUUGAUACAUGUAGUUUUAAUUUUAAUAAAUGAAUAUUAAUUGCUUCAUAUUCUAUUUAUUAACUAAAAAAUAUUUUUAAAGUUGGCGAUAUGAAUCGAAUCAGAUAAUGAUCAGUUCAGUAAAUGUAGAAAAUUGUGGUGUCUUAUUGAAGAGUCUCUUCACUACAUGUAGUAUAAACAAAAUUGACACAAAAUAAUGUUCCGUAGUUGAACAUUAGUAAAGAGGUAACCGAUCUUAAAUUAGACAUUAAUUUUGUCUCUUGUAUUUUUAUCAAUAGUUAUACAACCAUUUAAAAACAAAUACUGAAAUAUUUUAAUACAUUUUGUGUGAGUGUGUAAAUUACGAUUUUAAAAUGUCUCUUGCUCCUGAAAAAUAAGUGUUCUGUAAGAAUUGUCUAACUUAAUUUUGUUUUUGUAAUUUUUAUUUUAUGAAUUCUCAAUCACUUGCAUGUAUACAAUUGACAAUUUUUGCCACUAUUUGGCUGUGUAUUAAAAGAAACCCCUCUUCUA
This is a messenger RNA of Homalodisca vitripennis (glassy-winged sharpshooter), 1619 nucleotides long. RefSeq lists its product as uncharacterized. NCBI's taxonomy places the organism in Eukaryota, Metazoa, Arthropoda, Insecta, Hemiptera, Cicadellidae. Gene Ontology annotation, biological process: maturation of SSU-rRNA from tricistronic rRNA transcript (SSU-rRNA, 5.8S rRNA, LSU-rRNA). The record is from RefSeq and is a predicted model, not a curated record. Gene Ontology annotation, cellular component: nucleus. The transcript has 5 exons. The coding region runs from base 164 to 652 and encodes 162 amino acids.